AUGGCCUUGCCUGGCAGCAGAAAAGUCAACAUUGCCAAUGCACCAAACCUUAUGCUGGAACUUAAAGAUGUCAUGCAGACUUAUGGUCUUGAGUGGAGACAAGUUACCAGCAUCCUCCUUGACAACUAUGCAGUCAUGAGAGGAAAAAACUCUGGCCUUGAAACUCAAGCAAGGAGGGAGAACCCAUACCUCCUUGACGUAUCUGGAGAGACCGUGCACAUGGUUUCCAAUGCUGCCAAGGCCCUCAUGAUAAUGAAAGACACAGAAGACUUCAACACAGCAAAACCCCAAACACCUCAACACACAGGAAGUGAUGGUGUGAAGAUCAGAAGCUCCAGAGCAGCUGCAGUGUGUUUGGAGCUGCUGUGUGUUCUUCUGCUGACUGCAGUCAUAGUGCUGUGUGUCCUCAUCCAUACAAAGAGCACAAACUACACACAAGAGAGACAGCAGCUGCUAACUAAGAUCACCAACCUCACAGAAGAGAGAGACCAGUUAAAAUCAGAAAGAAAUGAACUUCAGAAACGUUUAGCAGAUGGAUGGAAGUGCCAUCAGUCCAGACUUUACUUCAUUUCCUCUGAGACGAAGAACUGGACUGAGAGCAGAAGAUACUGUAGAGAGAGAGCAGCAGAUCUGAUCAUCAUCAACAACACAGAGGAACAAGAGUUUGUGAAGAACAUUUCUGGUGGUUCUGGAUAUUUCUGGAUUGGUCUGACUGAUAUUGAAGUGGAGGGCAGAUGGAAAUGGGUUGAUGGUAGCAACAUCACCUCUGGGUUCUGGGCGUCUGGAGAGCCAGACAGCAAUCAGGGAAAAGAGGAAGACUGUGCUCUAAAUUAUUCACCAGGAUGGGCUGAUUUUCCAUGUGAUUAUAUGUAUAAAUGGAUCUGUGAGAAGAGUGUUCUUAAAUGACACAUUUCAAUAAAUGUAUAUAUAGUGUGUUAUGAACAUCUAAAUAUGUGUUAUGAUCCCUUUUCCUAUUAUGAUCUUGUUUGAAUAAAUGUUGUGACUGCACAUGGA
Messenger RNA from Cyprinus carpio (common carp), 1014 nucleotides. Its product is annotated as CD209 antigen-like protein C. Bases 1 to 906 code for a protein of 301 amino acids. Lineage: Eukaryota; Metazoa; Chordata; Actinopteri; Cypriniformes; Cyprinidae. The record is from RefSeq and is a predicted model, not a curated record. The transcript is spliced from 6 exons.